Molecule: messenger RNA, 383 nt
Organism: Staurois parvus
Lineage: Eukaryota; Metazoa; Chordata; Amphibia; Anura; Ranidae
Source: the annotation of a GenBank genome assembly
GCCAAUCACAGUGGCCUUUUACCACGUGAUCAGCCAUGUCCAAUGACACAGCAGAUCACCGCGCAGUGAUGAUCAGUGCCCAGCAGUGCCACCACCAGUGCCGCCCAUCUGUUCCCAGCAGUGCCUCCUACAAGUGCCCAGCAGUGCCACCCACCUGUGCCCAUCAGUGCCUCCCACCUUUGCCCAGCAGUACCACCCACCUGUGCCCAGCAGUGCCGACCACCAGUGCCCAUCAGUGCCGCCCAUCAGUACUGCCCAGCAGUGCCACCCAUCAGUGCCCAGCAGUGCUGCCAGUCAGUGCCACCCAGCAGUGCUGCCUAUCAGUGCCCAUCAGUGCUGCCUAUCAGUGCCCAUCAUUGUUGCAUAUCAGUGCAACCUCAUCA